Desarmillaria tabescens is the source of this 2736-nucleotide messenger RNA. Its product is annotated as argonaute-like protein. The transcript is spliced from 26 exons. Gene Ontology annotation, molecular function: RNA endonuclease activity; protein binding; single-stranded RNA binding. Lineage: Eukaryota; Fungi; Basidiomycota; Agaricomycetes; Agaricales; Physalacriaceae. Bases 1 to 2736 code for a protein of 911 amino acids. The record is from RefSeq and is a predicted model, not a curated record. Gene Ontology annotation, biological process: regulatory ncRNA-mediated post-transcriptional gene silencing.
AUGGCUCCACCACGAAUGGCACCUGGUCAGCGAGGGGGAUCUCCGUAUCCUGCUAGGGGAAAUACUCCCCAGCAGCAUGGAGGUCCUCCUCGGGGGCGAGGUGGCGGGCGAGGCGGAGGUGUAGGAGUUACUGGGCCACAAGGCGGUCCCAGUGCCUCCAUUUCUUCUGCUGUACAACCUGUUGGUGUACGUCGUCCUGGAUUUGGGACUGCGGGCAGGCAGAUUACCGUUGCCGUGAAUGCUUGUGAAAUGAAUAUACCGGACAUUACGGUUUAUCACUACGACGCAAUGGAAAAGUCGCUUCGGGCAGCGUUCAACUUGAAGCUGAUCGUCGCGCUGCAGAAGCAGUACCCCGACGUAUUCAUCAAGGCAGCCGUUUAUGAUGGCAAGAAAAAUCUGUAUACGAGCUAUAGGUUGAAUUUUGGUACUGAGCAUCACCGCCAGUUCAAUGUGGCUUGGACCGAAGGAACUCGAAUAUCGAAUUUUAAGAUUACUAUCACCGAGGCGAGGGAAAUAGAUUUGGAGUACACGGCCGCUCAGCAGUCCUGGGACGAGAAUGUGUCCACUGCUCUCACAGCCCUGAACAUCGUGCUACGCAUGGAACCGUCGCUCAACCAUCCAUUCCGAGUCCGGUCGUUCUACAGCGACAAAGUCAAGGCACCUCUGGCCAAUAUGCCGCUGGAGGUCUGGCAAGGCUACUUUCAAUCCGUUCGACCUGCUUUAGGCCGUCUGCUUGUUACCAUCGAUGUCUCUGCCGGUGUCAUGUUCAAGCCGGGUCCCUUGGUUGAGACGUGCGUCGAAUUCUUCGGCGGAAAUCGCAAAGACAAUCCGGACAGGUAUCUACGAGCGCAGGCAAUACCCCCAUUGCAACGACGCCGCCUCCAAAACUUUCUCUUUGGUGUCAAGGUCGAGGCUGAGUCUGCAGCUGGGGUGAAGAAGCUUGUCACCAUCCACAAGCUCACGGAACGGGAUGCCGCGUCCACAAUUUUCACUCCGACUGGUGGUAAACAGACGACCGUAGCGCAAUACUUCGCCCAAGCGGAGAACAAGAGGCUACGGCUUCCUAAUAUUAUCUGCAUGCAGACUGCGAAGGGCGCCGUGAUUCCCCUCGAGCGAUGCACUAUCGUUCCCGGCCAGCUUUCUCGGGCUGAACUCACUCCGGAUGCUACACGGGCUAUGGUGGAGUUUGCGACAAAGAAACCUGAUCAGCAAUUGAAUGCAAUCAGGGCUGGCAUCCAGACUCUUUCUUAUGGCCAAUCGCAAUACGUCAGAGAUUUUGGACUACACAUCGACACCAAUUCUCUACCCAUGGGGGCCCCUGCUCGGGUACUCAACCCGCCAGACCUGAAAUACGGAACGGGAUCAAAGCAACCGAGUAUUCGACCGAAGGAGGGAACGUGGAACCUGGUUGAUAAGAAAUUUUUCAAGCCUAUGCCCCUCGGCCAUUGGAUGGUUGUGGUAUUCAUGCAGCCGAACCGUUUCAGUCCAGAUGAUGCGAAAACGGCAAUAAGAGGUUUGAUUCAAGGAUGCGAAGCUGUCGGUAUGCCGGUGCAAGAGAAGCAGCCGUUGUUUGUCUAUAAGAAUCCACAGAGCAACAUAGACCAGGCUAUUGUUGAUGCAGUAAAGCAAAACCGAGAUGAGCGCAAGGCGACUCCCACAUUCAUUUAUGUACAGUCAUCGCUUCCAGGCCUUGGAGUAUUAUUAACGGGUCAUACCAUCUCUAGCUGCGGUGAUAUGAAGCGAGGUGUCGCCAAUCAGUGCCUGAGGGUCGGCAAAUGUAGAAAUGCCAGACCGCAAUACUGGGCAAAUGUCGCACUGAAGAUUAACGCCAAGUUAGGCGGCGUCAAUGUUAUUCCAGACCCCAAGUCGGCGCCUAUCAUUUCUGAUCCUAGGCAACCGACGAUCGUUAUGGGCGCCGACGUGAUGCACCCAGCUCCGGGGAGCCAAUCGCCCUCGUACGCUGCAGUAGUAGGGAACAUCGAUUCCGACGGCGCUCGGUAUAUAGCCAAGACCACACUCCAACUAGGGAGGAAAGAGAUGAUUGAGGAUUUACGCUCGAUGGCGAAGGAUAUUCUCACGUCGUAUAUGGGUUAUAGAGCCAACGUCGAGAAGGUUACGACGCCGCCCAAACGACUGAUCUUUUUCAGGGGCAAGUCAUCGAACGGCGUGUCCGAGGGCGAAUUUAAGCGCGUUUUAGACUUGGAACUUCCCGAGCUUCAAGCUGCCUGCGCCGACGCUAAAAUCUCUCCGCCUCCCAAAAUUACGUUCAUCGUUGUUGGGAAACGUCACCAUACCAAGUUGACCCCAAAGGAUGGCAAGGAGAGAGAUCCGAAAAGCGGUAACCUCCCUGCUGGUACUGUUGUCGACCAAGCAAUCACCAAUCCCAUCGAGUUCGACUUCUUUUUGUUGAGUCAUGCAGGCCUUAUUGGUACAAGCAAGAGUUCGCAUUACUCUGUUGUGCACGAUGACUUCGGGUUUGAUCCGAAUGCGAUCCAAGCUCUGGCUUAUACCCUCUGUUUUACCUACGCUAGAGCGACACGCUCGGUGUCCAUUCCUACACCUGUCUACUAUGCGCAUAUUGUUUGUAAGCGGGCAAAGACACACUAUGACCCCCAGGCUGCUCCGCUGUCGAUCAUGUCAGGAGGAUCGCAAACCCGAGAAGAGACACUUGCCCAGCACCAAGGACAGUAUCAAGGGGUGCAUAACGUUCAGGCGAAGCGCAUGUACUUCAUGUGA